UCCACAAGCUAUCUAACUUUAGAUUCUACUUUCGGUUUUAAAAAACCAUCUGACAUUUGGCAUUUGGAACAUUUUAUGUAAAUAUGUCGUUCCCGAUACAGAAGGCAUUAAAACUUGCACACUCAACGUUCUCGAAGUUGUCUAAAGGGAUUUUAUUCGAUUUAGAUUCGUUGUCACCCCUCAGAUCUCAACUGAAUCAGAUCAGAGCAGUUGAUGUUAACUUUGAACCAUCUGUCUUUCGCAGAGACCCGACGUCUUUUGACCAAGCGCCUGUAACAUACGUGAAACUGUACGAAGACAGAAUUAUAAGCGUUGGAAUAUUUGUGAUGAGAAGAGGAGCCAGGUUGCCCCUUCAUGACCACCCUGGGAUGUUUGGCUUGUGUAAAACAAUCCACGGGAAAAUGAAGGUCAAUAGUUUCAGCCAAGCAGACCUGUCUGAAGAUAAAGUACGGAAGAAAAAGAGUACACUUCCUUCGAAUAGAAUAAAUCUAGUCCCUGUCCACAGAAAAGACAGCGUGGUUUUGUCGGAGGAAGAUGAAUGCUGUGUUCUCACCCCAGAGGAAGGGAAUUACCAUGAGAUCAGCCCUGUUGGAGAUAUGGCAGCUUUCCUGGACAUUUUAGCACCUCCGUAUGACUAUAUGACCAUGACCAGAACAUGUCAAUAUUACACCCUUUUAGAAAACAAAGACAACUUUUUAGAGGACAGUGAUAAAUUGAACGAGUCUUCUCCUGUCCAGUGGUUAUGUGAAAUUCCCGAGCCCAAUGAUUUUUGGUGUGAUACUUCAGACUACACAGGGCCACCUUUAAAUGUUUUAUAAAAGACGCUUUUGUUCUUUCACAGUAUGCACAUGUUUCUUCCUUGAAAGUGCUUAAAAACAUUGAUAUUUUUUGCAACACAAUUUUCCAAAAUCCCCUUAGAGCAUUAUUGUAGAUGAUAGCAUUUCAAAACCUAUAUUUAUGCAAUUACAAUGAAUAUUGUAACAUUUUCUGAUGUUAAUAUCUGUACCUAUUUCAUAGGGGCUUUUAUGUUGUCUGGUUAUAUGUAAUAUUAUUUUAUAUUUCUUAUUUUGAUCUCUUCUUAACGUGUUGUUGUGUCAGUUAGGAUAAUAAAACAAAAACAAUUGUUUAUGGACAUGGUAGUGUCAUUUGUAAUGUUAUAUUGAAUAUUGUACUUUUCAAAUUUGGGUUUUCAUAAGAAAAAAAAAAUGCAUGAUCAAUUUUGUAUCUUUUACGGUUGGACUCUGUAUCAUGAAGGUAGUGUAACAGUAUAUAGAAUUCAUCUAAGCCAUAUACAUGUACUAGUUUCUUUGAAAAUUUUUAUUAGAACUGUUUUAACAAGAGCUUGGACUUUCUGUGGAAUGUUACUAUUUAGUUUGUUUAUCAAAAAACAUUUAAAAUGUUGACCUCCUCUUUACUAGUUCGCUAAGAGAGGCUCAGUAAUAUUCAUAGACUGUUAUAAACCGGAAUGUUGUUUGCCAUGAUUUGCUCUGCUGUGAGAAAUUGACGCGUUUCAACAAAAUUAACAUUCUUGGAUGAAGUCGGAUGAGUGUCAUUGCGUUCAGUGUAUUCAAAACUAUAAGCCAAUGACUGGACAUUAACCAUGAGUAGACCCCCAUCAUCAAACAGAGAUUGUCACAUAAUGCCUUAAGUUAAAGCUCCUGUUAAAAUGGUUCUAAGCUAGGUAUCAUUUAUUGGGAUGAGCAUGGCAUAUUUUAUCAGAGUUAGCAUAAUUAUGUAACAUUAAUUUUUUUUAAAAAUCCUUCUUUAUUUUCAUUUUUAGUUAUUCAAUCCAAUACUCUUCAAAAGUUUUAUGUGUUUACUCUUCAAAGAUUUUUUUUGUGUUUAACAGAAAUUAGAAUCAGGAAUUUAACAAUGCUCUACCUGAUAGAUACCUUGCAUUCAUUUAGAUUAAGAAAAGAAUUUAACCCCAGUCCAUUAAAUCAUGCUUAUUCUUCUUUCUUCUGAUGAUAUACUCCAUUUGUGUGAUUUGUUAAUAACUUCUUUCACUCAUAAAUAAAAAAAAGAAUCGAGCAUAUCA
Messenger RNA from Magallana angulata, 2038 nucleotides. Its product is annotated as 2-aminoethanethiol dioxygenase-like. Gene Ontology annotation, cellular component: mitochondrion. The record is from RefSeq and is a predicted model, not a curated record. Gene Ontology annotation, molecular function: oxidoreductase activity, acting on single donors with incorporation of molecular oxygen, incorporation of two atoms of oxygen. The coding region runs from base 84 to 818 and encodes 244 amino acids. NCBI's taxonomy places the organism in Eukaryota, Metazoa, Mollusca, Bivalvia, Ostreida, Ostreidae. The transcript has a single exon.